This is a messenger RNA of Corvus hawaiiensis (hawaiian crow), 1341 nucleotides long. RefSeq names its product clusterin (gene CLU). The record is from RefSeq and is a predicted model, not a curated record. The coding region runs from base 145 to 1341 and encodes 398 amino acids. Lineage: Eukaryota; Metazoa; Chordata; Aves; Passeriformes; Corvidae. The transcript has 7 exons.
UGGCGCUGCUGGCGCUGCUCGCCCUGCUGGCCUGGGGGGGGGGCGCGGGGGCUCGUGCCCCCCGGCGAGCUCAAAGAGCUCUCGGCGGCGGGCAGCAAGUGGAUCGACGCCGAGGUGGAGAACGCGAUCCACGGGGUGAGGAGGAUGAAAUCCCUGAUGGAUGAGAGCAGCAAGGAGCACCAGGCGCUGCUGCACUCCCUGCACGACACCAAGCGCCGCAAGGAGGAAGCGGUGCAGCUGGCGCGGCAGAAGGAGCAGGAGCUGGCGGCGCGGGGCGAGCGCUGCAACGGGACGGCGCUGGCGCUGUGGGAGCGCUGCAAGCCCUGCCUGAGGCAGCGCUGCCUCCGCUUCUACUCCCGCACCUGCCGCAGCGGGGCCGGGCUCGUGGGGCGCCAGCUGGAGGAAUUCCUGAACCACUCGUCGCCCAUCUCCAUCUGGGUGGACGGCGAGCGCCUGGACUCGCUGCUGGAGCGGGACGAGCGCCAGGAGCAGCAGCUGGAGGAGCUGGAGGAGCGCUUCGGAAUGCUGGAGGACGGUGUCACCGACAUUUUCCGGGACAGCUCCCAGGUGUCCGGCUGGCUCCAUCCCUUUUUCCAGGUGCCCUUCGGGGGUUUCCGCGAGGCCCUGCGGCCGCCGGUGCAGCACCUGCGCUUCCCGCAGCGCCUCCGCCGCUCCUCCCGGGAUCUCUUCCCGCUUUUCCAGCACCCGCACCGCGGCUUCCAGCACCUCUUCCAGCCGCUCUUCCAGAUCACCCAGCGCAUGCUGGAGGAUGCCCACGGAAGUUGGGAGCAUCCCUUGGGAGGCUUCGGGCCAGAAUCCCGGAAUUUCAGCGAUGACCGGAUGGUUUGCCGGGAGAUCCGGCGGAACUCGGCCGGCUGCCUGCGGAUGCGGGAUGAGUGCGAGCAGUGCCGGGAGAUCCUGGCCCUCGACUGCGGGCACGCGGAUCCGUCGCAGCGGGAGCUGCGGGAGCAGCUGGAGGACGCCAUGCGCGUGGCCGAGCGCUUCACGCGCCGCUACGAUUCCCUGCUCCGGGAAUUCCAGGAGGAAAUGCUCAACACCUCCGGCCUGCUGGACCAGCUGAACCGCCAGUUUGGCUGGGUGUCCCGCCUGGCCAACUACACCCAGGGAUCCGACGGCUUCCUGCAGGUCACCACGGUGCUGUCCAAGGCCCCGAAUCCCGAGGAUCCGUCGGCGCCGCCGGACACGCAGGUGACGGUGCAGCUCUUCGACUCGGAGCCGCUGUCGCUGACCGUGCCCGGGGACAUCCCGUGGGACGAUCCCAGGUUCAUGGAGAUCGUGGCCGAGCAGGCGCUCCAGCACUACAAGGAAAACGCCAUGUGA